Messenger RNA from Asterias rubens (European starfish), 3346 nucleotides. Its product is annotated as cytochrome P450 27C1-like. Gene Ontology annotation, cellular component: mitochondrial inner membrane. Bases 511 to 2295 code for a protein of 594 amino acids. The transcript is spliced from 9 exons. NCBI's taxonomy places the organism in Eukaryota, Metazoa, Echinodermata, Asteroidea, Forcipulatida, Asteriidae. Gene Ontology annotation, biological process: glucocorticoid biosynthetic process; cholesterol metabolic process; C21-steroid hormone biosynthetic process. Gene Ontology annotation, molecular function: iron ion binding; oxidoreductase activity, acting on paired donors, with incorporation or reduction of molecular oxygen; heme binding. The record is from RefSeq and is a predicted model, not a curated record.
UCACCGCAGAGUUAUGAAGCGAGGCCAGGGAAUCCCGAGUGUGUAAUUACUGGACCGUCCGCAGCAUGCAGAAGGUAAGCCUACAUUCGCAGAUCAAGGAGGUGUCACAGAGAGACGCAAGUUGGUGGUGUGCACGUGUGUUACUCUACUUCGGAAAGAUCGCGGAUCUUCAAUCAGUAUUUGUUGGCAGUUUAGAGAACACUCGGUUGUUUAUUUGCACCUCGCCCGCUUCCGCCGCCCUCUUGAACAUUCCGGCAGGAUUUGGCAAACCACUAACACCUUUUCCGUGGAAUCUUCUUCUAGUUGGUGUGUCAAGAAAUAUGUCCAGCUUUGAUUGUCAACUGGAGCUGUAGCCUACUCGUGAAUGAGUUUAUUGUUUUAGUGAAGUAGAGUAUACCAGAAUUUGUUUUAGUAAACCCAGAAAUUUGGUAUAGCGGAAGAGCGAACUGAAAGUUCUGGGACUUUUGAAAAACUUUCUCUUCAAGUUGACAGGUUCCUGUACCAUUCAUUAUGUCAUCGAAACAAGUUUCCCGUAUAUUUGCGUCGGCAUCACGACUUCGGUCGUCCCGACAAUCAGCAAGCACACUUGCCGUGCCCAGGCAGCGUCCAUCCCCACCACCACCAGAGCCCCACGGCAGUGAGCAGACCCACUCCUCGGACAUUAACACCGUGCAACAGAUGCAUGAAGUUAUUGUAUCGGGCGCUGCUGCAACUACAGCCACUGAUGCGACCGGAACCACUGCCCCCACCGUAAAUCAAAGGGCCGAGUCGUGGGGUGUCUGCCCCGUUAGGCACGGUACCUCAACCGAGGAGAGUCACACUCCGAAGCAGCAAGAUGUCGAUCUAAAGGUGCGGUCAUUUGAUGAGAUUCCUGGGCCCAAGGGCUGGCCUUUCAUCGGUACGCUUGGCACAUACUUGGUUGGAAAUGGCCUCAGUCGCAUUUACGAACAUCAGAUAGCGUUCACCAAGCAAUAUGGCCCAAUAUGGAAAGAGCGUCUGGGGUCAUUGGAGUUCGUUAACCUCGCUGACCCCGAGCUGGUUGCACUGAUGUAUCGCCAUGACAACAAGUAUCCAAUGAGGGUCGACAUGAAACCAUGGAAAGCGUACAGAAUGCAUCGCAACGAGUCUCUGGGUGUGCUGACACAUGAAGGGCAACAGUGGCACAGAGCACGACGUCUACUUAGCAAGAAAAUACUCCCGCCCCAAAAAGUUGGCGCUUACGUCGGGGUCAUCAAUGAAGUUAUUGGGGACAUGGUCGAAAGGUUACGCUACGUCCGGGAUGUCACUAAUAACCAGGAAGGUCUGGUACCUGAACUCACCAAUGAGAUGUACAAGUGGUCAAUGGAAUCAAUUUUUAAGAUCCUGUUUGAGACGAGAAUUGGUUGUCUUGACAAGCAGAUUCCUGCCGAAUCUCAGCGCUUCAUCGAUUCCAUCCAUCAGAUGUUCCAGUCGGGCCAGAUUCUCUUUGUGACGUCUCCGGAGUUCUUCAGGAAGUAUAAUCUCAAGCCAUGGAAGGAUCAUGAGGCAGCUUGGGACUACAUCUUUAGUUUUGCCAGGAAAGCGGUUGAUGGGCGAUUGGCUGAGAUCUCCGCGCAAUCAGAAAGUGAAGGAGAGCAUGAUUCCGAUGGAUUCUUAACGUAUUUACUCUCGAGCAAACAACUCACUAUGAAGGAGAUUUACAGCAAUGCAUGUGAGCUUCUACUAGCUGGGGUGGACACAACAUCCAACACACUGGCCUGGGUACUGUAUGAACUUUCCAGACAUCCAGAUGUAGAGAGUCGAUUACAUGACGAGGUAUGUGAAGUUUUGGGAACUGACAAGAUGAGGGCAGCAGACACUGAAGACUUGGCCAGGAUGCCCUACCUCAAGAGCAUUAUCAAGGAAAUACUGAGGUUAUAUCCAGUUGUUCCGGCCAACAACCGUAUAUUGGAAAAGGACAUUGUCAUUGGAGGAUAUCAUAUCCCUAAAAAGACAAUCAUCGGUUCCUUACAGUAUGUCAUAGGCAGGGAUCCAAACAUAUUUGAUGAGCCUAACACUUUCAAGCCAGACCGUUGGUUGAGGGAUAAGUCGGGUCGGCUGAACUGCUCAAGCUCCAGCUUUGCCUCUGUUCCCUUCGGGUUUGGACCUCGGAUGUGCAUCGGGAGAAGGAUUGCAGAACUGGAGCUCAAUUUAGCUUUGGCAAAGAUAUCACAGACGUUCAAAUUGCAGUAUCUAGGUGAAGGCACAGUGGCUCCUACAGUACAAGGAUUGCUUGUUCCAGGAGGACCAGUGAAGGUUGGAUUCACAGACAGAUGAUGCAGAAGGGCACCAGUGAAGGUAUCUUUAUUUGAUGAGACUGCAUGCUCAUGUUGGUGACACAAAACUGACGUUCGGCGUUUUGGAAUAAUAGAACAUCUGCAGCAGAGAUUUUAUAUUCUGAUGAGAUUGGAUAUAUAUGUAGAUAUUUGAAAUAAAAAUUGAGUAUUAAUACAAAAUCAUAAUGGUGUAUCAUCAGACUUCAAAGCAACAGUUGGCAGGAUUUACACAAAAUUCAAAAAAGUUUUGUUUCUAUUUUUAUUUAUAGUCGUGCUGGAACUAAUGAAAUCUAAAUUAUUUAUACAAAAAUGUUUUUGUUUUAAAUGUACAAAUUCCCUUUAAAAUUCUUUGUUAGUUGGAAGCAUUAUCAAGUUUCGUGAAAUGCUCUCAUCAGGCAAUGAUGUGAGCACAUCUUAUUAGCUUAUAUUUUCAUGGUUCAAAACAUUCUUUGGAAACGUGGGAACUGCACCAUAUAAAGGGAAAGUUUAUCAUUGUUUUGUUGGAAGAGUAAAUUAAUUCCCACACUCUAGUUUUUGUAAUAAAAAACUCACCAUACAAACAUUCUGUGGAAAUGUCAUUUUGGUGGUCACUAAGUUUGAGGGAGAGAAAAAGCCUAGCUCAAUGGGCCAGCUUGGUUGUCUUGUGAAGAUAUCUUCCCUAGCAAUGCAAAGGUUGUGUGUUCGAAUCUCACCAGAUUUAUUUGCCUGUGGUUUUUUUUUUCACACAGAACUCUUGAAAGAAGCGAGUAUACAGUGUAUGGGUGCAAUUAUUGAAAAGGGUUUGUUUUAGCAAUUUUGUGCACAUUAUUUUUGACUAUUUAAUACACAAUGAUCAUUUUUAGGGUCGUCAAAAUGUCGUUUCCCAACUUUACAGUAUUUCAGAUGCACUUUUGAUCAUCAGUGAGCUUUCAGAUUCAGUAAUAUACCAAUCAUGGCCUUGUCUUCAACAAUGCAACAUUCAUCCAUUGGCAGUAUGUUGACUAUAGCCUUAAAGGCAGUGGACAUUAUUGGUAAUUGUCAAAGACUAGUAUUUCACACUUGGUGUAUCUCAA